CUUCAUCUCUCACCAUCGCCGGAAAGACCCUAAUUCUCCCACAACCAGUGCGCCCAGCUUAGGUUCUUUGUUUACUUUAGAACAAAACCAAAACCAAAACAAGCGGUUGGAGAGAUGGGUUCCAAGGGCAAUGCAUCACUCUCUCUAUGUCUCUUGAUCAUCCUUCAUGUCUUCACUUCUGUAUCUGCAUGUGAAACCUGCCCUUCUAUCCCAAAACCGAAGCCGAAGCCAAAGCCAUGUCCCAGCCCUGCAGCCAAGGCUAGCUGCCCCAGCAAUGCCCUGAAACUAGGCGUGUGCGGCGACUUGCUUGGUGGAUUGCUCAAUGUAUCCAUUGGCGCUCCCCCGAAAACUCCAUGCUGCAGCCUCAUGGAAGGCCUCGUCGAUCUGGAAGCUGCCAUCUGCCUUUGCACUGCCAUAAAAGCAAAUGUUUUGGGCAUCGAGCUCGACAUUCCGCUCUCGCUGAGCUUGCUUCUUAACGUUUGCUCCAAGAAUGUUCCUACUGGAUUCGUAUGUGCCUAAACUAAAUAGUUGCAUCACCUUCUUAUCUAAGUGUUUCUUAAUUUAGUUGUGUGAUGUGUAAGUUUCCUUGUGUAUAAUAUCUCUAGGGAUCAUUGGUUGCGUGCUGGAUUGGUUUGUUUGUGUAAUAUAUCCAGUGAUCAUUCUCAUCA
Messenger RNA from Diospyros lotus (date-plum), 668 nucleotides. Its product is annotated as 14 kDa proline-rich protein DC2.15-like. NCBI's taxonomy places the organism in Eukaryota, Viridiplantae, Streptophyta, Magnoliopsida, Ericales, Ebenaceae. The transcript has a single exon. The record is from RefSeq and is a predicted model, not a curated record. Bases 115 to 519 code for a protein of 134 amino acids.